Molecule: messenger RNA, 1418 nt
Organism: Scylla paramamosain (green mud crab)
Lineage: Eukaryota; Metazoa; Arthropoda; Malacostraca; Decapoda; Portunidae
Product: dnaJ homolog subfamily C member 28-like
Exons: 9
Coding region: 154-1308 (384 amino acids)
Source: RefSeq, a predicted model, not a curated record
UAUUUCACAACGUAAGAUAACUAAGAUUUUCACUUCCGCUCAAGCAACAACAAAUGUAGGGAACGAGGGGCUACUGUUGCCUUUUAUUGGUCUUUUAAAGAUUCCACAGUGUAUCCUUAUCCACUCAUACAAACUUCUAUUAAACAGGGAUUGAUGCUGCACUCCCCAGGAAGCCUUGUGUGGCGGGUGGUGCGACUACAUGGACAGAGAGUGAGCUGGCGCACCACUAGGAAUGUCCACUCCCGCCACACUGCUUAUCUAGAGUCACUGCAAGUGCUGGGCCUGCCUGAGGGCAGCGACCAGGCUGCUGUGAGGGAAUGCUUCCUUAAACUAGCCAAGAAGCUGCACCCAGACAGUGGGCAUCCUGAGGCCAGUGCUGAACAGUUCCAAGUGGUUGAGAAAGCCUACCGUAGCCUACUGAACAAGUUUAGUGAGGAGCGUGUAGAGCGGCAGUGGUGUGAGGGGGAGUAUGGCCUCUACUACAGACAUAAGAGGGCAGAGGAGCACUAUGAGGAGGAGGAAGAGGAAGAACAGGAUAUCAAGCACACAGCACCCCAACACCGGCAGUACCUCAGCUACGAGGGGAUAGGGAUGGGGACACCCUCACAGCGGCAGAAGCAGUACGCCAGCUACCAAGCCAUGAGGGCAGCAAGCAGUGUGAAUGAGUACAAGGUGAAGAAGAUCUCAGCCGAGUACCCUGAAACAGCCUUACAGCAGAAAGAGAGAGCUGCUGCCAGGAAGAUCAGAACCAGAUAUGGCAUUGACCGCAUGGUGGAUGACAUGAUUCAGGAAGCCAUGGCCAAGGGAGAGUUUGACAACCUGUCCAAUGCUGGUAAACCCCUCAAGGAGCGGCCCAUCAAUCCCUAUGUGGAUACUGUCACACAUCGCAUCAAUGAGGUGCUAAUCAACAAUGGGUAUGCCCCUGAGUGGGUGCUACUGGAGAAAGAGAUCAGAGAGGCACGAGAGGACCUGCGGAAUUCUCUGAAGAUUGUUAGAGAGCAGCUGGGACCCCUUCCCCUCACCAAAGAGGAAGAGAAGAGAUGGUCAGUGUGCCAGGAGCUGCUGCAGCCCAAGAUAACUGCCUUAAACAAGAAAAUUGACAAUUACAACCUACUUGUACCUCUCCUUAAGCAGCAGGUGACCCACUUCCCAAUGCACCGUGAGGCACACAAAAUCCUGACAGAGGGACAGAGCAGGAGCAGAGAGGAGUUGCAGCAAGAAGAGCAGCAACCUAGUGAAGAAAAAGAGAGGCAAAGAAUGUUUUCAUCAGCAUGGAAUAUAUUCAGGUUGUUCAGAAUGUAUAGGUAGUAUUCAUUAAAAACUAUAUUUUAGUGUAUCUAACAAGUGAAUGGAGCCUUUAUAUAGUAUAAAAAUGUGAUACUGGUGGAAAUUAGCAUUAAAAUUAUAUAGCCCACUGA